UGUUCCAGCACGCAAAGAGGACGGACGCGCGUCUGAUUGCGUCUGGAUGUGUAAUUAGUAAACUCGUCGGAAAGAGGUUUUGCAUCACGCUUAUCAACAUAUAAAAGAGCGGUGUAGUUGAGUGUGGUGUGUGUGUGUGUGCGCGCACGCGGUGUUUAUGCGUGUUGUGAGUGUCGGUUAAAAUUAGUGCAUCAUGAAGCCCUACGGCGGUGCAGCUUACAUGCAGCAUCUUGCCGGAAGUGGCUGUAACAACAACAAUAGUGCAUCAUCAUCAUCGCCUAGCAACGGCGAUAACAACGGCAGAUGCAUCACCAGCAUCCAGCACAGUAACAGAUGCAUGCGACAUCGUAGUAACAUUAGCAGCAUGGCACGCUGGAAUUUAAUCGUAUGCAUGGCGACGCUGUUUUCGCUAAUGUUUACAAAAUGUUAUGCCAGUCAAGUGCUCGAGUUUGUGGUGGAACCUUCGGACGUGACAGUACCGGAAGGUAACUCGGUUAUGUUGCAGUGUGCCGGCAAUGCGGAUAGAAAAGUGCUACAGGAUGGCAAAAUAGCACCGAACAUUCGGUGGCGUGGCCCCGACGGACAGGACAUUGGUAUCGUGGGCGAUACGUUCCGGUCGCAGCUAACCAACGGUUCGCUGUACAUUAGCUCGGUGGAGAGUAACCGUGGACUGACCGGGUUUUAUCACUGUCUGCUUAGCGUGGACGGUAUCGGUACGAUCGUUAGCCGAUCGGCACGUGUCUCGAUAGCAGAUCUACCGGACAUCAACCAAGAAUCGCACGAAAUCUAUCUGUACGCUGGCCAGACGGCAUACUUCAAGUGCAUGUCCAGUCUGCUACCGUACAGUGUCGAAUCGCGGUACCACACCGAAUGGCUAAAGGAUGAUGUACCGCUGAGGAUGGAUUUAACACGAAUGCUACUGUUGCCCUCCGGUGCGUUGGAGAUUGAUGAAGUUGUCCCAGCGGACCGUGGCACCUACCAGUGCAACGUGACCGCAGGCACUUUCUCGCGGUUGAGCAGCAAGUCGAACCUUAACAUCAAGUCUACUGCCGGGCAGCCACAAAGCUUUGCACCACCGGCCUUUGUGAUCGUGCCGCAACCGCAAACGGUGCGCGAGGGAGACACCGUCAUACUGGAUUGUGCUGCCAACGGCAAUCCCAAGCCAACGAUUCGAUGGCUCCGCAACGGGGAAGACAUCGAUAUGAACGAUCUGGACUCAAGGUUUCGCAUCAUGGGUACGGGAUCGUUGCAGAUCAAUUCGAUCCAGGACACGGACGCGGGUGACUAUCAGUGCCGGGCAAGCAAUACGGAAGAUUCCCUGGAUGCGUCCGCCACGGUACAGGUGCAGGUACCGCCAAAGUUCAUUCUCAGCCCGGAAGAUAAGGUCGCGUAUGAGAAGGAAGAGUUGGAGCUGUCCUGUUCCAUCCACGGCAAACCGACCCCGGUUAUCCAAUGGUUGAAAAAUGGAGACUUAAUCACGCCCAGCGAGUACAUGCAGAUUGUUGGAGGACACAACUUGAAAAUAUUCGGCCUGAUCGGUUCAGACGCGGGUAUGUUUCAGUGCAUCGGCACGAAUCCGGCCGGAAGUGUGCAGGCGGCGGCCCGACUGGAAAUAAUCGAACCAGGUCUGCCGAAACGACACAAGGGCAAAAAAUUUCAGCAGACGCAAUCGAAAACGAAAUCGUACGAAAAAUCACCACUGCUGUUGCAGUCCGACCCGAAACUAUCGAAAUCGGUGCUGGAUAGUUUGGUAUCGCGGACGAAAGAACGGCCAAACAUUAACCAGCAUCAGUUUCAGUACAACGAGUAUACGGACGAUGACUAUGCCGAUCACGACCGCAUGCUUGACAGUGACCAUGAUGAUGACGAUGACGACGAAGACGAUGACGAGGAGGAGGAGGGGAAAAUCUAUCCGCUUCGACCUAACGAGGACCCGAACAAACUCUACCAAUCGUUGACCGGUUCAAAGUCCCGGGAGGAUGGUGAGGUUAGCCAUUUCUCUAAUCAGAAGUCUCCCAUUAAUGCUGUCACGCGGAAAUACACGAAAUCGUACGUAGAUGGAAGUGGGAAAUUUGCUGCACCAUUGCCGGGACCACCGCGCGCACUCCAGGCCCAGAUAGUGCAGUCACGCUUCAUUACGCUGAACUGGUUGGAACCGGCAAAGAAUCCCGAUGAGGUUAUCUCAUACUCGGUGUACUACCGUAUGCAUACGAGCGAUAGAGAACGCAAGAUGACGACGAAUUCGCGCGAUGAGCAGGAAAUCAAUAUUCAAUCCUUACAACCGGGUAAAAACUAUCACUUCCGGGUGGUAGGUAACAGCAAUCACGGUCCGGGCGAAUCAUCGGAAACACUGGAGGUGCGUACAUUGUCCGAGGAGAAUAUUGCCGGUGCACCGCAGAAUCUUCGUGGAUAUGCCAUCACCGAGAAAGAUAUCCACCUGCAAUGGGAUCCCCCGGCGGUGACAAACGGACUGAUUACGAAGUAUCGUGUGUACUAUGCUGAGGUUGACAACGGUGCAGAGAUGUACUCCGAUACCACUACCACGGAAGUCAUCAUCAACGAGUUGCGCCCGUACACGAAGUACACCAUGUAUGUGGUUCCCUUCAACCAGGCAGGAAUGGGUGAUCCAUCACACGAAAUAGACGUGAAGACGUACUCCUCGACUCCUUCGGAACCACCGGCAAAUGUGACGCUUGAGCAGACAAGCUCAACCGUAGCAAUUCGCUGGGAACCGCCAGCAUUAGAGGAUCGCAAUGGACAGAUCACGGGAUAUAAAAUCAAGUACCGGAAGAACAAAAAACCACUGCAAGUGGAGACGACUCCAGCCAAUGUGCGGUACUACAUAUUGAAGGAUCUGGACAAGAUGUCUGCCUACCAGGUGAAGAUCGCGGCCAUGACGAUAAAUGGAACGGGACCUUUUACUGAGUGGCAUCACACUGAAACGUACGCGAAUGAUCUGGACGAAUCGCAAGUUCCCGGUCAACCAGCUUGGCUAAAGACCCGACCAGGAGCGGAUAAUAUCACCGUCAUCUGGGGACCUCCAGCACAUCAGGAGAUUAAAGUGCGCAGUUACAUUCUUGGUUGGGGCAAAGGCAUUCCGGACGAAGAAACAGCCGAAAUAGAGGAGAGAAUACGACAGUUUGAAAUCACCAAUCUGGAACCAAACAGCGAAUAUGUCAUUUCUUUGCGUGCCCGCAAUACGAUGGGAGACGGUGCUCCAAAGUACGACACGGUGCGUACCCGGGAAGAUGCGCCAAUUGAAGCUCCAACACCGCUAGAAGUGCCGGUCGGUUUACGCGCUAUCCCCAUGUCAGGUACAUCGAUUGUAGUUUAUUGGACAGACACGACGCUUAGCAAAAGUCAGCACGUAUCCGACAAUCGACACUACGUCGUACGGUACAGUCCGAAUGGUUCCAAUCGCUACCGUUAUCACAACACGACCGUGCUAAGCAGCAUGAUUGGAGAUUUGCGACCCAACACACAGUACGAGUUUGCUGUGAAAGUGGUGAAAGGACACCGUCAAUCAGCCUGGUCUAUGUCGGUGCUAAACACAACACAGCAGGCAUCACCCGUAUCACCACCACGCGAAUUGCAGGUGACAUUUGAUCCGCGUAAUCCUCUCAGCGCCAUAUUAAGCUGGCUUUCACCGCGACAUGUAAGUGGGCCAAUUGCGGGCUACCAGGUACUGUACACAACCGACACCAAUAAACGCGAUCGGGAUUGGAACAUUGAAUCAACGACCGGAGAUCUUACGUCGGCGGAGAUCAUAAACCUGGAACCGCACACGACGUACUAUUUCAAGGUGCAGACACGUCACUCGAAAGGUCUGGGUCCGUUCUCGGCGAUGGUUUCGAUGAAAACGGGCGCAGAAAUCGAUUCCAGUGGGAACCUUACGCUUGAGAAAUCCUUCUCAUCCGAGCUUAUAUACAUCACUGCGGGAUUUGCGGUAAUGGCCGUGCUUACGGCGAUUGGUAUUUUGGUGUUAAAGUGUCGUAGAAAAGGACCAGAAGACACACCAGAACAUGCGAAGAAAAGCUAUCAGAAGAAUAAUGCGGGAAUUAUUAAACCACCCGACCUGUGGAUACAUCACGAUCAGAUGGAGUUGAAGAAUAUGGACAAGAGCAAUCAUAGUACAACUCCCGGCUCGGUAGAUGGUGGUGCCUCCAGCAGUGGUACGAUGACGCUGCCCCGGUCCGUCGGUGGACAUGAUUAUGAUAGCGAAACGCCAAUCACUCACGUUACCAACUCGCUCGAUAAGCGAAAUUAUGUGCCUGGCUAUAAUGGAAACACAACGUCCCUUAGCUCGACGAUGGAGCGACCACAGUACCCACGAACGCAGUACAGUAUGGCGGCCAGAUCACAUAUAGCGAUGGAUCAGCAGACACUUUCACAGCAGAAUCUUCUCCAGCAGCCUCCACAACUGCCGCCAGCAAAUCCACUCGCACAGACACCAGAAAACCCGUACACUUACGACAGUAGUUACAGCCCAAAUGUUACCUACGCCCAAGGUAUAGCGAUAGAUGCCCCGAAACGUGGGCAAGGACAUCCGUUGAAAAGUUUCAGCGUACCUGCACCGCCCGCAUCUACGCCCAUCAUCAGCGGCCAGGGAAAACAUGGCACUCCAACGCCCGCUGUCACGAUACGCCCGCAGAAUUCAUCGCCCUACAAAAAACCGUCUCUCUCGUCCGGUUCGCUGACCAAUCGACUGCAGACGGGACCGGUAGUGGCACACUCGAACGAUGAAAUCCAACGACUGGCACCGUCCACUUCGACCGAGGAGCUCAACCAGGAGAUGGCCAAUCUCGAGGGUCUAAUGAAAGAUCUGAGUGCAAUCACAGCGAACGAGUUUGAGUGCUAGAUCACUGAGGACCCGAAGCCGACCGGUGCACAAAAUGCGUGAUGAAAACUGUUUAGUCAUUAUUAAUUUUAAUUUGGUACGAUUGAGGUUGAGUGUGUGCGUUCGGUAUGAAUGAAUUGUAUGCAAGUGUCGUGCUGCGAACGGUAAAUGUGAUCAUACCCUGAUCGACUGAACGUUGUGUCGGAUAUGUUUAGGCAUUAUUAUUAGUAUUUGCAAUUACUUUAAAACAAACAUUUUACUACGGAUAACGGUAUUCCGUGCAACACGUUAAACGACGUCGUUAUGGUAAUGCAACGUAUAACUCACAUUAAUUUAUUACACUACUCCUUAAGAACUAACCCCCGUGUAGUACAUAGAUAUCCACUAAAAGCGCACUCACGCACCUCCUGGAUGCGUGGAUUAGGAAAAAUAUUUCGGAUUGAUAACGCAGACAGAUUGUGUAGCGAUGUAAUCGAACGGACGCAUCAUAAUUUUACAUAAGUUUGAUCGGUAGGUUAGAAGCAUUGUUCGAAUUGUCCUUGCGCAUAUGGCCACUUCAUUGACUGUCCACGCGUAAACACCGUGCGGAUACGGCUCUCUUGUAGCUUAGUGACCAAUAUUAUUCAGAUUGUAAAUAUGACGAAUCCGGAGAGGGAAAGAUGAUUUUGUAAACAGUUUAAAUUUAUUGUUCGUUUCGUCUUUCUGUCGCAUAACUACAUGCUAAGGUAUCUAUGAAAAAGAAAUAUUCCAUUCUUCUUUAAGUACAAGCAAACGGGUUGGAGACCUUUGUUUGCUAAUCUUAAAACUCGAAAACACAACCCUUUCGCAAUGGUACACCAAAAACCGAUAGGCCCAGUGAUUUUAUUAUAAAAUUUAAAAUAGAGCAAAAUGCCAGCUUGUACUUCAGUUCGACCGAUACGCCGAUAGUCGAGUUAAUGUCAAAAAUAGGGUUACACACAAUCAACCCCCAAAAACCUUACAAAUGGACGACAACAGGGAUCAAUUUUACAUGCCACACCAUUGUACUCGGGUACUGCCAUACAAUAUCGGGGAUGCCAAAGGGUGUUGCCGAUUGUUUAGAGUAAUGCGUUCAAUUUGAACGGUUCCUAUGGCCAUUCAGCUAGGUUUAUAUGUUUCUGUUUUUGUGCUUACCAUUCGUGUCCAUUCGUGUUUAACUUUUGUUAUUUUUCAUAGUACCAUCUUGUCAUCUCUUUGAACAUCUUUCUGCUUCGUGUAUAGUACGUAUCUUGUAUCGGACACAGUUGGAGUGAGCGCACUGUACACUAGGGCACCGUAAAAGCCCCAUUAGUCACCGUCUAUGUAAACCCCUUAUGUAACACGUGAGCAUAUAUAGGUGUGUUGUAAAACCUUUUGAACGAUUUUUACACAGGUCCCACUUCGGGAUGGAUAAGCUAAAUAAUGGAAGUGGAAGUAGUUUAGUUUAUUUUUUAUACACGUACGUAAACAUCAGAAACAUACAAAGCGAAUUGUAUUACGUUCCCACAAAUCAUGUCGUGCCCCGCCUGUACAUCACAAUCACACCAAUAAUAGCUAGAGAAUGGAGACAUUGCCCGCAUAGCGAUAUCAAAAUGAAAAUUGUAGUGCGUGAAAUACGCCCACGGAAAUCGAAUAUCCUAUCCUACCACAAUGCAGCGAACAUUUACACGAACCAUUAGCGCACUUUUCUUAAAGGACUUUUAGAGUAUGCAAGUAACGUGCGUGCCCACAAUGCUGUUUCGGUGGAAUGAUCGGACAUCGAGAUCUAGUAAUCGUGACACAGCAAGCUUCAUUCAGUAUUCGUUCGACUCGAUCCGUCUUGUCUUGCUUUGCCUAGAGACAUAUUUAUCCUACAAACUACCAGAGAAACAGCUCCGUGGUCUAUCUCAUAUUUCACCUUCAGCGAGGACUUAAGGUUUCUGCAGUGUUCAUACAUAAUUCAUGCAUCUAAAAAGCACUCAUUUCAUUCCAACCAGCACAUAACCGGAAGGUGUAAAGUUAGUGUAAAAAGAUACGAAUGCUUUCGAUGCUAGUCGGCCUUACACGCAACAUCGUCGUUUCGUAGCUCACUAGUGUCGAUGGCCGGACGUUUUGUUUUACAACUUCCUAGUAAAUCAGUUAUUGAAAAUAUCCCUCAAUAGUGUUCUUUUUACCCCUUCCAAAGACUCAUACGUUGUGCAGAGGACGUACGCACACUGUGCUAUCUAUAAUCGAGAAAACAAGACAGCUGGAAAAAGCGAAACUACUUUGAGAUUUAUUUUUUAUUGUUAGAAGUAAGCAACAAUAUUCCUAACGCACCCAACCUUCUCGAACUCAACAACUCAGUGCAAAAACAAAAGAAGCAAAAUGUAACAAAAUAUCAAAUGCACAAGCAACAAACCCGAAAACUCAAGGAUAAAACGACGAGAUAGCGCGGUGGUAAUGCACAAUGCCGCGUGUGACGAGUGUGUAAGCCUAAAAAUGGUAGCAUUUUUUCUAGUAAUACUGUAUUUAUACACAAGUGAAACGCAAACGAGCAAGAAACUAGAUAUGAGGAAAGCAAAAAAAAAUAAAAUCUAAACCGAUUCGACAGUGAAUGAAAAAUGAAAUAAAUUGAAAAAUAUGAUAAAUUCUAA
Molecule: messenger RNA, 7449 nt
Organism: Anopheles funestus (African malaria mosquito)
Lineage: Eukaryota; Metazoa; Arthropoda; Insecta; Diptera; Culicidae
Gene: fra
Product: neogenin
Exons: 11
Coding region: 194-4858 (1554 amino acids)
Biological process (GO): cell-cell adhesion
Cellular component (GO): membrane
Molecular function (GO): protein binding
Source: RefSeq, a predicted model, not a curated record